AGCAGAACCUACUCAGGCUGAGGAGUCACAGGCAAUGAAUUCCAAACAUCAGUAUGUGGAGCUCAAUGAUGGUCACUUCAUUCCUAGGCUGGGCUUUGGCACCUAUAAACCUGAAGAGGUUCCUAAGAGUAAGACCACAGAGGCCACCAAAAUAGCUAUAGAAGCUGGKUUCCGCCAUAUUGAUUGUGCUUAUGCAUACGAAGUAGAAGAGGAGGUAGGACUGGCCAUUAGAAGCAAGAUUGCAGAUAACACUGUGAAGAGAGAAGACAUAUUCUAUACUUCAAAG
Urocitellus parryii (Arctic ground squirrel) is the source of this 286-nucleotide messenger RNA. The record is from RefSeq and is a predicted model, not a curated record. NCBI's taxonomy places the organism in Eukaryota, Metazoa, Chordata, Mammalia, Rodentia, Sciuridae.